Xiphias gladius (swordfish) is the source of this 2577-nucleotide messenger RNA. It is a transcript of the gene c9orf72, whose product is annotated as C9orf72-SMCR8 complex subunit. The coding region runs from base 180 to 1568 and encodes 462 amino acids. Gene Ontology annotation, cellular component: endosome; autophagosome. Gene Ontology annotation, molecular function: guanyl-nucleotide exchange factor activity. Gene Ontology annotation, biological process: autophagy; endocytosis. The record is from RefSeq and is a predicted model, not a curated record. The transcript is spliced from 10 exons. Lineage: Eukaryota; Metazoa; Chordata; Actinopteri; Istiophoriformes; Xiphiidae.
GCUGGCUAAUCUCCGUUGAGGCGCCGCGUGCUGUGGCAGUAACAGAAAAAAACUGUAACGAUGACUGGACGGCAACACUUGAAACUUUUCCUAUAGAAGCGCUGUGGUCAGCACCAAAGAGGCCGAACAAGUUUAAUAUUUAGCUGUACAGAAGACACUAACUCUUCCAAACCACUCCAAUGUCUUCUGGCUGUCCGCCCCAGUCACCUGCUGUAGCAAAGUCUGAAGUAGCAGUAGAAGGAGAAUGCCCGUUGUUGGCUGCCACCUUCGCCUACUGGGACAACAUCCUGGGACCACGGGUGCGCCACAUCUGGGCACCAAAGGGUGACCAACUGAUGUUCCUCAGCGAUGGAGAGGUCACCUUUUUGGCCAAUCAUACACUUAAUGGGGAGAUUCUGCGUAGUGCUGAGUGUGGCGCCGUGGAUGUGAAGUUCUUUGUCCUGGCAGAAAAGGGCGUCAUCAUUGUGUCUCUAAUCUUUGAUGGCGAGCUGAAGGGGGACAAGAACACAUGUGCCUUGUCCAUUAUCCUGCCUCAGACAGAACUGGCCUUCUACCUGCCUCUGCACACCAUCUGUGUGGAGAGGCUAAAACACGUCAUCCGCAAGGGGCGCAUUUGGAUGCAGAAGGGCUACAACAUCAUCUCAGUGUUGAGCUUGGAGAUUGUCCCUAUCAUGGAGCUGUUGGCCUCUAUGAAGACACACAGUGUGCCAGAAGAUAUAGAUAUAAAAGACACGGUACUAAAUGAUGAUGACAUCGGGGACAGCUGCCACGAGGAUUUCCUCCACAAGGCCAUCAGCUCUCAUCUGCAGACUUGCGGCUGUUCAGUAGUAGUUGGAAGCAACCCAGAGAAAGUAAAUAAGAUUGUGAGGACUCUCUGCCUCUUCCUCACCGCGGUGGAGAGGAAGUGCUCUCGCCUCUGCAAGGCUGACUCUUCCUUCAAAUAUGACACAGGCCUAUUCGUUCAGGGUCUGCUCAAGGACUCCACGGGCAGCUUCGUCCUGCCCUUCCGCCAGGUGCUCUACUCACCGUACCCAACCACUCACAUUGACGUCGAUAUCAACACAGUGAAGCAGAUGCCGCCGUGCCACGAGCACACGUACAACCAGCGGCGCUAUAUGCGGUCCGAGCUAAGCACGCUGUGGAAGACAGACAGCGAGGACGACAUACCCCCAGACACAGUCAUUCACACUGACGAAACCUUCACUCCUGACCUGAAUAUAUUUCAGGAUGUCAUGCAUAAAGACACUUUGGUGAAGUCGUUUAUAGAUGAGGUGUUCAUGCUGAAGCCGGGCCUGUCCCUGCGGAGCACCUAUCUGGCCCAGUUCCUGCUGCUGCUCCACAGGAAGGCCCUCACGCUGCUCAAGUACAUCGAGGACGAAACGCAGAAAGGGAAGAAGCCAUUUCGUUCCUUGCGCAGUUUAAAGACGGAUCUGGAUCUGAUGGUGGAAGGAGACCUGAACAUUGUAAUGGCCUUUGCUGAGAAGCUGAGGGCAGGACUGCACUCGUUUGUGUUUGGAAAGCCAUUCUACACCAGCAUGCAGGAGCGAGACGUCCUCAUGAGCUUUUGAUUCUUAUUCUUCACCUGCACUUUAUUUAUUAGACGAUUAAUGAAAACAGAUGUUUGUGUGUGAUUGUGUAUUUGUUUUUAUUGUUACAUGAAGGCAUGCAAAUGUGUUUUCAUGAGAUAACCAUUAGUCUGAAUAUUUCUUUCCGCUCUGCCGAAAUGAAAAUAACAUUUUGUCUUCCUUUUGUAUCUUGCUCAAUACAGGGCAUGACUUCAAAGAUUGAUUGUUACUGCUAUUAUGAGCCAUUAGAAUUAAAGUUUUGAUAUAUUGCCUUGAUCAACUGUAAGCAUAAUGGGAAUUUAAUGUUUUUAGAAGACUUAAAUUAUACUCUGCGGGAUGAAUUAUUCAUGUAUUCUAUGCCUUCUGUUAACAGAGGUUCUGUAUUAAUUUAUGGUGUUAAAAUUGGCCGAGGUGCUCACCAGGACAUUUGCAAUUUAAUUUAAAUUAUAUUUAUGAAAAUAUUAGUUAUCAGUUUCUUCACUGCCUUUGUUAUACAACAAACUCAGUUGGCCUUUGAACCUUUUGAACUUUUGGAUUGCCCUUUAAAAAAAAUUCAAUCAAUGACCAUUUGUGCUCAUUGGGAAUGGUGCAGAUUUGGGUGCCAUUACAAAAAGGUUGUGAGUAAUCAUAAAGCAUGAGGAUUUCAUUGAAGAAAUUAAAAGGGCACUCUAAUCAACCAAAAUCAAACAACAUACACCAGACUUCAGAGAAAAAAAAAAUUUAAAAUUCAUAGUAAAUGAUCUGGAUCUGCCGCAAAGUGUAAUGGGUUCUUCUCUGGCCCAUGCCCCGUCCCUCCACCAAGGUGGGUGUAAAUUGGUUCAAUACUUUUUGCGUAAUCCUGCUGACAACCAGACACAGGUAAAAACAUAACCUCCUUGGUGGAGGUAAAAAUACAAAAGCACCGUAAAUUAAAUCUUAUCACAGUCCCUCCUGGUAAAGCAGAUAUCUUUUUGUAGCUGACUGAGAAUGUAAAUAUCUUUACCCAGUUGUGCAUUAAAUGGAUUUGCACUGA